ACUCACACCCUAACCCUCAGUCCUUAGCUCUGCAGUGGGCUCUGUAAAGGGAAUCACUGUGACAUUUGUGUUCAAUAUUACCGAGUCCCAAUUCCUUGCUGGUGAGAAGCUGAUUUGUUCUCGGUGUGCCCCUUCUGUCUUCACUUGGUCUGUUCAGCGUUCAUGAUGUAUGGUCUGCUAUGCGAAAGUCUACAUGACUUCAUCAAAGAAUCGUAUGGGGAUGAUGUGUGGAAGCUCGUCCGGGAACGAGCUGAUGUCAGGCUGCACUCCUUUGUAACACACGAGGUUUACAGUGAGAGUGUGAUUCCUCGAAUUGCCAUGGCAGCCAGUGGGGUCACUGGGACUCCCUACAGUGAUCUGAUGAACUCAUGGGGAGUUUACUUCCUCGGAUUUGUGGGGAAGUAUGGAUAUGACAGAAUCCUGAAGGUUCUAGGCAGACAUGUCCGUGACUUUGUGAACGGUUUGGACAAUCUUCAUGAGUACUUACGCUUCAGCUACCCCAAGGUCCAGCCCCCGACUUUCUUCUGCCAGGAGGAAUCAGCCACAGGAGUUACCCUUCACUACAGGAGCAAACGGAAAGGAUAUCUUCAUUACGCCAUGGGACAACUACGACAGAUGGGGAAGCAAUUCUAUGACACUGAUAUCCACGUGGAGGUGCUGUCGGAGCAGUUGGUCGGGGACUACUCACAUGUCACCAUGAGGCUGAAUUUUGAUAACUCAGCUUACCGAUACAUUCAGAAGGAGGAUACUGAUGAGGAAGAGAUGUUAUCCUUCACCAGUGAUUUCUUCUUUGAGGUUUUCCCCUUUAACAUUGUCUUCAGACAGGAUAUGGUUGUUCACAAUGUGGGAUCUGGAUUGGCGACAGUAUUCCCAGACCUUGAUGGCAAGAUGAUAACAGAUGCUUUCCUGCUGGCACGGCCUCUUGUUGAGUUCACCUGGAACAUGAUCAUCUCCCACCCAAACAAUCUGUUUGAGAUCAUCUCGAAAGAGCCAGUGAAAAGGGAAAGGAACCUACACAACAGAGUUCAGAAUGCUGAUUAUGAGAAUGGUCCUCGAGCUGCUGAUGCGAGUGUGCUGCUCAUGGCCUUCCAAUCAAUUGUUGGUGACGAUUAUAAAGACGGGAACAGUUCCAGUAUGCUGGAGAGCUGUGGGGAUGGCAGCCGCUGCCUCAGGCUGAAGGGGCAGAUGAGAUUCAUGUCAGAGUGGGAAUCGAUCAUCUUCCUGGGAACCCCUGUAAUGGAGAGUCUUGGUGCUAUGUUUAAGACAGGAUUGUACAUCAAUGAUCUCAGUAUGCAUGAUUCGAGCCGAGACCUGGUUCUUGCUGGCACCCAGCAGUCAGAGGAACUCAAGAGAGCCCUCAUCCAGGAACAGAAGAAGUCAAGCAAACUUGAGGAGAGCAUGAAGAUGCUGGACUAUGAGAUGAAGAAGACAGAUGACCUCCUGUAUCGGAUGAUUCCGAAACCUGUUGCAAAGAGCCUUCGGAAAGGAUUGCCUUCUGUUAACACUUGUGAGGUAUUCCCAGAUGUCACUAUCCUGUUCAGUGAUGUGGUUGGUUUUACUCGAAUUUGCAGUCAUAUUACUCCGAUGCAAGUGGUUUCUAUGCUGAACACGAUGUAUACGCUGUUUGAUACCCUGAGUGAGAAGCACAGAGUCUUCAAGGUGGAGACGAUUGGCGAUGCAUACAUGGUAGUUGCAGGAGUCCCAGAAAAAACCAAAUAUCAUGCCCACAACAUCUGUGACAUGGCUCUAGACAUGGUUCGGUCAAUAGAUCACCUCAAAGAUCCAUCCACUGGGAAUAAUAUUCAAAUCCGUGUUGGUGUCCACUCUGGGAUGGUAGUGGCAGGGGUGGUGGGUCACAGGAUGCCACGUUUUGGACUGUAUGGAGACACUGUCCACUCAGCAUCAGCCAUGGAGAGUAACGGCAAGGAGAUGCACAUACAGUUGAGUGGCGCAACCUACGAGCACCUUAUAGACAGCCCAUUCAUCUUUGAGCGACGGGGCAUGAUAACUAUAAAGGGGAAUGUGGAGAUUGAAACAUAUUGGCUGAAGGGGAAAAGGGAUAAGGAUGGGAAUGCACAGGCAGCCUGUCCACAGUUUGAGACUCAAGCAAUCAGCACGACAACCUUAACACCAGAAUCAUCGCUGGGUGGAAAGCGAGAGUUGAUAAAUCCAACCAACAUUUUGGAUGAUGAGGAACUUGUUCACUCUGAACACUCUCAGCAAGGGGAAAUAGUUACAUCAACAGCAUCACUGGAAAUGUCAAUGCAGGGAAUCAGCACUGACGAGGAUUCUUUCACAAAGAACCAUUACAAAGAGUCUUUUGUGGAAAAUGAUCCAGAGGCUCUGACCCAUCAACAGGAAGACACCCACUCUGUUGCAAAACUGGACCCAUGUGUGGCUCCCUUACCCACCUCACAGAAUGGUACAAUACCCAGGACACCAGUAUGCCAACUUCUCUAAACCCUCACAAUAUUUCAAGAUGGAACCUUCUUUCUUUCACCGUCACUGAUUGAACAACAUAUCUUAGAUAAAAUGCUGUUUAGUAUGUGGUAAAUUUGAGGAUGAAUUAAACAACUACUCUUUGAUUGACAUGCUGAAGAUCCCUGAUGCGCCCAAAUUUCCAUGGUUUUCCAUUUCACACCUAGAAUCACUAUUGAAAAAUUGUGUUAUUUAUUAUAUUAAUAGAAUAGCGGUCAACAAUCAGAAUGAGGUGCAGUCUUCAUCUCCUUCUUUGAUUUCUUCCUUGCUAAAUUUGAAAAUGAGGAGCUAUUGCCUGAUACCUACUAACUUCCUGAUUUGAAAACAGAGACUGCUCUGAACAUUCAGAAGAUCAGGCAACAUCUAUGGAGAGAAAAACAGAAUUAAUGUUUCACUAUUAGAUGGGAUUCUGCCAUUGGAAAUUAUUUACUGAACUAUUUGCACUAUGCCCAGAUUGACUUCAGAAACCAAUGACCAAAGUCAUUGGCUGGUCUCGCAGGAUAACGCAUUUGAGAGUGUUAGAAGCUGUAUAUAUAAAUAUACAGGACCUUAAGGAAGGCAAGAAUUUGUACAAACCCAGUAGUUUUUCAAAAAAAGGGUCAUGGAAACUGCCAACUCACGGCAUUCGCAUGCUAACAGCCUGACAAGGGGUGACAUGGUGGCUCAGUGGUUAGCACUGCUGCCUCACAAUGCCAGGGACCCGGGUUCAAUUCCACCCUCGGUGACUGUCUGUGUGGAGCUUACACAUUGUCCCUGUCCCUGUGUCUGUUUGGGUUUCCUCUGGGUGUUCUGGUUCUCUCCCACAGUCCAAAAAUGUGCAAGGUAGGUGGAUUGGCCAUGGAAAAUUGCCCUCAGUGUUAGGGAUGUGUAGAUUAGGUGGGUUAAAGGGGGACAGGUCUGAAUGGGAUGCUCUGAGGUUUGGUGUGGACUUGUUGGGCCAUACCACCAAUUUUUGUGGCACCUGCAAACUUACUGAUUGUAGCUCCUGUAUUCAAAGCCAAAUCAUUAAUGUACACAGCAAACAGCAAAGGACCCAACACCAAACCUGUGGUUCAUCACUGGACAGAGACUUCCAGUCACAAAAACACCCUUUGACCAUUACUCUCUGCUGUUGUCACUCAGCUAAUUUUGGUUCCAAUCUGACAAACUGCCCUGGUUCCCAUGUGCUCUGACCUUUUUGACCAAUCUGCCAUGUUACACUUUUGUCAAAGGUCUUACUGAAGUCCAUGCAGAUGACAUCUAGUGCACUACCUUCACCCACACAUCUAGUCACCUCCUUGAAAAAUUCUGUCAAACCUGUUAGACAUGAUCUCUCUCUUAUAAAGCCAUUAUCUUCCACUGCAACCUGAGCUACAUCUCAUCUGUGUCUGGGGAUUGAUCCACUUUCAAAUCUGCUAAAUCCAUUAAUACCUCCUCCACUGGUCCUACAAUGACCUUACUCUAUGUCCAGUUAUUUUCCUGCCUCUGAUAUACUUUGAAAACACCUUUGGAUUUUCCUUAAUCUUACUUGGUAUUUUUUUUUGUUGUGUCACCUCUUUGGUCUCCUAAUUAUUUUUGUAAGUAACCCCUUGGAUUUGCUAUACUCCUGUAGAGUUCUGUUGUUUUCAGCCUUGAGUAUCUACCAUAUAUUUUCUUUUUCUUCCCCUCAUCUAAUCCUGUAUUUCCCUUAUGGCUCUCUGGACAUCUUGGUUCUACCCUUCACCUUUAUGGGAAUAUAUUGGCCCUACUCUCACUAAUCAUAGAGAUGUACAUCACAGGUAAUGGCCAUUCAUCCCAUUGCAUUUGUGCCUGUCAAAAGCAAUUCUAAUCCCAUUUUCCAGCACUUGGCCUAACGUGCCUUGGCAUUGAAAGUGCACAUCUAAAUACUUCUUAAAUGGUUUGAGAGUUUCUGCCUGUAUCAUCUUUACAGGCAGAGAGUUCCAGAUGCCCACUAUCCCUUGGGUGAAGUAGUUUUUUCCUCACAUCUCCUCUAAACCUUCUGGCCAUUACUUUAAUUGUAUACCUCCUGGUCAUUGAUCCCUCUAUCAAGGGAAAAUAUUUCUUCCAAUUUACCCUACCUAUUCUCUUCAUAAUUUUAUAUAUCUCAAUCAUGACCUCUGUCAAUCUCCUCUGCAGUAAGGAAAACAACUCUAGUCUGUCCAAUUUGUCUUCAUGACUGAAACUCUUCAGCCCAGGCAACAUCCUGGUAAAUUGCGUCCACAUCCUUUCUAGCGCUAUCACAUCCUUCCUAUAAUGUGGAUUCCAGAGCUGUACACUGUACUCUAGCUGUGGCAGAACCAAUAUUUUAUGCUGUUCCAGCCUAAACACCCUGCUCUUAAACUCAAAGGCAAGUAUCCCAUAUGCCUUCUUAACUAUCUCAUCCACCUAUCUUGAUAACUUAAGGGACCAACAUACAUGCACACCAAGGUCUCCCUGAUCCUCAACGCUUCCCAUUGUCCUACCAUUCAUCAUGGAUUCCCUUGCUUUGUUUAUCCUGUCCAAGAUCAUCACCUCACAUUUAUGUGGACUGAAUUCCAUUUGCCACUGAUCAGCCCUUCUAUAUUGUCUUUUAGUUAAAAACUAUCCUCCUCACUAUUUACCACCCCACCAAUUUUUGUAUCAUCUGCAAAUUUACUGAUCAACCCUGCUGCAUUCAAAUCUACAUCAUUUGUGUAAACUGCAAACAGAUAAGGCCCCAAUACUGCUACUCGUUGGAUCCUACUGGGCACAGACUUCCAGCAGGAAAAACACCCCUCAACCAUUACCUUCCAGCCCUUAAGCCAACUGUGGACACAAUUUUCCAAAUUUCGUUUCAGAUUUCCAGCAUUUGCAAUACUUUGCUUCUUCGUCGAUCCCUGAAUUACAUCAUAUUUUCUCCUACUUUUUCAUUUCGACCUCCCCCAGUCUCAUUUGUACAUAUUAAUUUUUGAAGAAUAUACAUUGAUAUUUUGAACAAUUUCUGGUAUAUUGGAACAGACUGUAGCUCAAUCUUUCAAAUUAGAACGGUGUACUAGUUGUCCACAGACCUUCAUCCUUUUCCAAUAAGGACCAGAUGUAGAAACAUCUGAUUAAUACACUUUCUUAAUGCAUGCUCACAAACCUCCAAAUACAUGCAGUGCUGAUGGAAUUGAAGUAGUUUACUCAAAAAUGCUUCCGAAGUCAGAAAUGCCCCUGUCAUUUACAGUCUUCCUGAGACAGGGUAGAUACUAUUCCUAAUGUGUGGCUGUUAUGUACAAGGAUAUUGCCUAGUUCUGAUGUGGCCCAGUAUGUACUACUGAUCACUUCAGUUCAGUGACUGGCUCUGUCAACUGCUCUUACAAUUUGUGUGUCCCCAAUACUGAACUCUCAAUUCUCCAGCCUCACUGUGAAGGGAACUCUGUCCUCAGCUACUCUGGAAUCCACUCUGUAACUCACUCCAAUCUUUCACCAAAGUUGUUGAAAUCCUACUCAAGCAGUGCAUGUUCCAAGUCUGUCCCAACUCAACAGGACUCUAAUUUAACAACCUCUAUAAUUGUAGAUUUUGCUGGGCAAUGUAACUUAUCUAAUUAUCAUAUGGUUUAAACUAUGGAUAUUUAUAUUGCAUAAAUUUCAAUUAAU
Molecule: messenger RNA, 6054 nt
Organism: Stegostoma tigrinum
Lineage: Eukaryota; Metazoa; Chordata; Chondrichthyes; Orectolobiformes; Stegostomatidae
Product: soluble guanylate cyclase 88E-like
Exons: 18
Coding region: 163-2460 (765 amino acids)
Biological process (GO): response to oxygen levels; nitric oxide-cGMP-mediated signaling; cGMP biosynthetic process
Cellular component (GO): guanylate cyclase complex, soluble
Molecular function (GO): guanylate cyclase activity; oxygen sensor activity; heme binding
Source: RefSeq, a predicted model, not a curated record